UUUCUAUGACCUUAUUUCAGAAAAUCCAGUCUUUCUCUCUUCUCUACAAAAUAUUGUCUGUAAAAUGGCCUUGGCAACAAGCACAGCAACUCUAACAACCAAAACCUCAUCUCUCCCAAAACCCUACCAAUCUACCACAACAUUCAAUCUCUCUCCUCAUUUUCCUUCCAAAUCCCUAAAAUUUCCCCCAAUUCGACAUUCAAUUUGUUGUGUCAUGGCCCCAGAUAUGCCUUCUAAGGCCGAGGAUAGAGAUUUGAGCGUCCUUCAACGACCUGAUUCUUUCGGAAGAUUUGGUAAAUAUGGCGGAAAAUAUGUUCCUGAAACCCUAAUGUACGCUCUUUCCGAGCUCGAAUCCGCUUUUCGCUCUUUAUCCAAAGAUGACGAUUUUCAGAAAGAACUAGAUGGCAUUUUGAGAGAUUAUGUAGGGAGAGAAACCCCUCUAUAUUUUGCAGAACGCCUUACCGAGCAUUACAAGCUUGCUAAUGGUCAAGGGCCUGACAUUUAUUUAAAGAGGGAAGAUCUGAACCAUACUGGUGCUCACAAAAUUAAUAAUGCUAUUGGUCAAGCUUUGCUUGCCAAGAGAUUGGGAAAAAAACGUAUCAUUGCUGAAACUGGAGCUGGUCAACAUGGAGUUGCAACUGCUACCGUGUGUGCUAGGUUUGGUUUGCAAUGUAUCAUUUACAUGGGGGCACAAGACAUGGAAAGGCAAGCUUUAAAUGUUUUCAGAAUGCGUCUUCUCGGUGCCGAGGUUAGACCUGUCCAUUCUGGCACAGCCACUCUAAAGGAUGCUACAUCUGAAGCUAUAAGGGAUUGGGUAACCAACGUGGAGACAACUCAUUAUAUUUUGGGGUCUGCUGCUGGCCCUCAUCCAUACCCUAUGAUGGUCCGAGAUUUCCAUGCAGUCAUUGGUAAAGAAACUAGGAAACAGGCAUUGGAGAAAUGGGGUGGCAAGCCGGAUGUGCUACUUGCUUGUGUUGGAGGAGGUUCAAAUGCAAUGGGACUUUUCCAUGAGUUUGUUGAGGAGAAAGAAGUUAGGUUGAUUGGUGUCGAGGCUGCUGGGUUCGGGUUAGAUAGUGGCAAGCAUGCAGCUACUUUGACUAAAGGGGAGGUUGGAGUGCUGCAUGGGGCAAUGAGCUAUCUAUUGCAGGAUGAUGAUGGGCAGAUAGUAGAGCCUCAUUCAAUUAGUGCAGGUUUGGACUAUCCGGGAGUUGGACCUGAACAUAGCUAUCUGAAAGACCUGGGACGUGCUGAGUACUUCAGUGUCACUGACGAAGAGGCAUUGGAAGCAUUCAAGAGAUUAUCUCGAUUAGAAGGCAUUAUUCCUGCUCUGGAGACAUCUCAUGCGCUAGCGUUUUUGGAGAAACUGUGUCCUACUCUUCCGAAUGGCACCAAGUUAGUUAUCAAUUGCAGCGGCAGAGGGGAUAAGGAUGUACAAACGGCGAUCAAGCACUUGAAGAUGUGAUGUCAGACUGGGUGUAUUCUGAGUAAAAGAAUUAAGUUGUAAUAGUAAUCUUGUAUUGUGGCUGUGGUUGUCUAAGCUGCCGACCAUGUUUAUGCUCAAAUAACAUCUAAAAUCACACACAGGAACUGUAAUUGUAGAUUAUAACUUUGUUUUUUCGCCAUCAUUUCGUAAUAAUAAAAGUCUGGAGCAAGGCCAA
Beta vulgaris subsp. vulgaris (sugar beet) is the source of this 1658-nucleotide messenger RNA. Its product is annotated as tryptophan synthase beta chain 1. Gene Ontology annotation, biological process: L-tryptophan biosynthetic process. The transcript has 5 exons. Gene Ontology annotation, cellular component: chloroplast stroma; cytoplasm. The record is from RefSeq and is a predicted model, not a curated record. Gene Ontology annotation, molecular function: tryptophan synthase activity. Bases 65 to 1462 code for a protein of 465 amino acids. NCBI's taxonomy places the organism in Eukaryota, Viridiplantae, Streptophyta, Magnoliopsida, Caryophyllales, Amaranthaceae.